This is a messenger RNA of Camponotus floridanus (Florida carpenter ant), 1951 nucleotides long. It is a transcript of the gene cGlr1, whose product is annotated as cyclic GMP-AMP synthase-like. Bases 219 to 1478 code for a protein of 419 amino acids. Lineage: Eukaryota; Metazoa; Arthropoda; Insecta; Hymenoptera; Formicidae. The record is from RefSeq and is a predicted model, not a curated record. The transcript has 11 exons.
UUUAUUUAUAUUAUAAUUUUGCAAACAAAUUAAUUAUUAAUAAAGAGAAUCUUUUAAAAUCCAAUAAUUCGAACUAUUAUUGUAUCGUAUUGUAUUAGUACUGUACAAAUCGCAAUUUUUGUGAAUAUUAUCACAAAUCUGCCGAUCUACGCUGAGGUUAUUUGCAUUUCUUGUUUGAUUUUAGAUUAGAAAAAUUCAAUAAUUAUACAUAUAUAAUAAUGUACAACAACGCAAAUAUUGAACGCCAUUUAAUUAACGAUGAUAUAUUCAAGAAAAUAAACAAACGAUUUAUAAGUUUGGAUUUUCAUGAUGAGAGAAAUCACAAUCAACAUUUGAGUAGGGUUUUUGAAAAGUUAACAGAAGCUAUGCAACAGCAAAGCCCUCUGUUUAAAAAAAUGUAUGAAAGAAUUCUGUGGGCAGGUAGUUAUUACAAAAAAACUCGAGUUGGAGACCCAGGGGAAUAUGAUUUAGAUUUGGUCAUGAGAUUACCCUUUAAAGAGAGAGAUAUAAUAUUUAUCUCAGAUUGUCCAAGUUAUAUUAAAAUACGUACGACUUGGGGAGAUAGAGACAAUACGUUAAAUUUAGGACAGGAAGCAUUACGGGAAUUGAGUGCUUUUAUUGAUGAUGAAUCAUAUUUAAAUCAAGAUAAAUUUCGCGGAUGGAUAGAAGGAAUUUUAAGUAAAGUGGCUGAUAAAAAUAAUAAAAUUGUAUUCAGUGGUUAUAGCCCGAUAACGGUAAGAAAAACAGGACCAGCAUUUACGCUAACAGUUUCAUUUGAAGUUUCUGGAAAGCCGGUUGAUAUUGAUGUGGUUCCUGUAUUAGCUUUUUCAACCAGUAAACCACCACCAAGAUGUUCCAAAAUGUCAAUUUUAAAAAACUGUAAUCCAGGUUCUAGAUAUUGGUCCAUAGUCCCUAAACCUUUGAAUAAUAGUAGAGCCAAUUUCAAAGAUCGACGAAGUCGUUAUUGGCGAUUAUGUUUCUACGAGUUCGAAAAAGAUUUACUUUCUAAUCAAUCUAUUUAUGGGCGUGCGAAACCCAUAAUACGUCAUUUAAAGAAACUCAGAGACACACAAAAAUGGAACGCUAUUGCCAGCUAUUAUAUUGAAACAUUAUGUUUGAAUGAAUUAAACAUUUUUCGGAUUUCGAACAAGCAAUCAGAUACUUCUUUAUUCUUCACGAUGUUACAACAACUUCGUGAGGCUUUUCGCAAAGGCAGGAUAAGUUACUACUGGGAUGAAGAUCUUAAUUUAUUGGAACGUAUUACACAUGAUGAAAUGAGAAAUAUGGAAGGAAGAAUAAAUCGAAUUAUAAAAGAUAUCGAGACAACUAUCGCGAAUGAUAAAUAUGCAAUAGCAAGAUAUAUUCUAAAUGGAGACGAAUUGCGAUCUUUAAUUAAUCCAUGCAGUUCAUAUCAAUCAGAAUCAUCAGAAUCAUCAGAGUCAGAGCCUGCUAGCGAAUGGAAUUGCGUGAUUGUCUGACCACUCAAGGAAGAAGUCGACGAUAUUAGUGACGCAACGUAUCAUGGCAAGACAGCCGGCUUCGGCUGAAUGCUCCUGAGGGAUAUUUGAACCAAACAUACAUUUGUAAAUGGUGUUGAGUUGCAGAUUGACUGGUCUCUCUUCGCACCCAAAAUCCAAUCUCUUUCUUGGAUAAUAAUUUUUAAAUGGUCGUUUGACAGCGAUUUCAUGCUGCCUUAUUAUUUGAUUCUCUGGCGUUUUCUCGUUAUCUUUUUGUCUAAAAUUCUUCGACGAUUCGAUAUCAAUGUUACCGUUAUAUACUUCAUUUAUAUCAUAUUUCUUAUUGCUUAUAGUUUUGAUAUAUCCAUCAUGGGCAGAUGUCAUUAGCGAAGUGGACGUUGCCGUAGCCUCUUGCCCUAUUAUUCUGAUAUCCAUAUCCAACAUAGAAAGUGAAUUAUUAUAUUCAUCGUUCAAUAAAUUUUGGAUCAUCUUUG